Ananas comosus (pineapple) is the source of this 1523-nucleotide messenger RNA. RefSeq lists its product as uncharacterized. The record is from RefSeq and is a predicted model, not a curated record. The transcript is spliced from 2 exons. The coding region runs from base 271 to 1434 and encodes 387 amino acids. Gene Ontology annotation, molecular function: zinc ion binding; nucleic acid binding. NCBI's taxonomy places the organism in Eukaryota, Viridiplantae, Streptophyta, Magnoliopsida, Poales, Bromeliaceae.
UACUUUAUAUAAAUAUUUCUUUGUACAGGAGAUUAUGCAUUCCUUAUAUUAGUGUAUACUAUAUUAGUUUUCUUACCAAUUCACAACUCACCAUGUAUUAGCUUGAUCUCUGUUUAUAUAAAGAGGUCUUUUGUAAUUUAUCAAAUCAGAAAGAAAUAUAUUUUCUUCUCCAAUUAUUCUUUGUUUCAUGGUAUCAGAGCGCGACUAGCUUAAUACGCAAAAGCUCGUCGUCACAAGAUCGCCGUCGGUAUCUCUCGACCUAAUUCUGUCAUGACAUCCGCACCUCCAUCGAUGCCGCCUGUACAGGUUCCUACACCGACACCUCCAUCAAUGCCGCCUGUACAGGUUCCUGCAUCGACUAUUGCCCAGCUCGAUGUUAAACUCUCCGGGCCUAAUUAUCGUGAAUGGUCGGUGUCCAUUCAACUCUUGUUUGAUGCUCUCGAUCUUACUGGACAUAUUGAUGGUGCUGGUCCACCAACCGAUGAUUCCAAACUCAAGGACUGGCUCGUUGCUGAUCGACGUGCUCGUGGAAUUAUUUCUACAUCGGUAAACAUAGACAUUCGGAUGCAGCUUAUCAAUUUGUCCACCGCUCACCAGAUGUGGUCUCUUCUUCGGCAGAUGUAUGAGCAGUCUAGUUAUGCUCAAUCAUAUGCUGAGUUUCAAGAGAUCUCCAUGGCUCAUCAAGGUGAGCGUAGUAUCCAAGAGUUUUACAGUUUUAUGCAGGCUCGUUGGCGUCAACUGGCGACCAUGGAUGAACCCUUGUGUCGCACUUGCUCAGCUUGUCAGUGUACUGUCAAGCAAAAGCAGGUGCGUGAUCAACAACGAUUGUUCCAGUUUCUUAUGCGCCUACGACCUGAGUUUGAAGCAUUACGUGGCCAACUACUCCAUCGAACUCCCUUCCCUACUAUUGAUGUGGCUCUCGCGGAAUUGAUUGCUGAGGAGACACGUCUUCGAGUUUUGAGUUCCUCUUCUUCCGCAAUGCCUAACGUUCUUGCUGCUCAUGGUCCUGCAAGUCCACCUCCCGUGCCAGCGCCUACUUAUCAUCAACCGCCUUCUAGUUACAUUCCAAAUCCUGGUACUAGAAAAGACAAACGAAGCAUUCAAUGUCGUUACUGUCAUCUUUGGGGUCACUCAAUUCAAGAUUGCCGGAAAAAGAAAUGGGCAGAUCAGCAUUUACGAUCCUCUCGUAAUAUGCCUACUGUUGCAUCUGCUCCUUCUGUUCCUCCGGUCAACAACGCGUCAUCUACAGAGCAGCAACCUUCAACUAUUCAAUUGAGUCUUCCUCAACUACUGCAGAUGUUUCAGCAACACCAAUUGACUCCAUCCACUUCGUCAGGGCAGUCCUCCUCUAUCUUUUCAUCUACGCCAUCAGGUUUUGGUAUGACUGGUCCUGGAGGAUCGUCGGACCGGGACUUUGAUUGGACAGGGCCAUAGACGUGACUGCCUGUACUACAUGGACUAUCUGCAUCUUCCUCCUAAAAUUAAUUCAGCAAAUAUUGCUACAACUUCAAAUUCUGAUCUCU